This is a messenger RNA of Rhododendron vialii, 1352 nucleotides long. Its product is annotated as pentatricopeptide repeat-containing protein At2g20710, mitochondrial-like. The record is from RefSeq and is a predicted model, not a curated record. The transcript is spliced from 2 exons. Bases 53 to 394 code for a protein of 113 amino acids. Gene Ontology annotation, cellular component: mitochondrion. Lineage: Eukaryota; Viridiplantae; Streptophyta; Magnoliopsida; Ericales; Ericaceae.
UCUCUUUCUCUCUCAAGUCUCGACUGUAGUUGCCGUUCGUUACUCUCUUCGAAUGAAGCUACCUAGCUCCGUCCGUGCACUGAAUCUGCAUACGCGCUCCGGCUUUGUUUUCCAAAAACCACCGCAUUACUCUACUACUACGGCAGCAACCUUCUCUGCGCCUGCCAAAUCAGGGGACUCUCUCUACCGUCGGAUUUCACCUCUCGGUGCCCCGACGGUCUCGAUCGUUCCGGUGCUCGAUCAGUGGGUCGAAGAAGGACGAGGUCUCAAGAAGGAACACCUUCAGAACAUCGUCAAGGAGUUGAGGCGUUACGGCCGAUUCAAGCACGCUCUUGAGGGCCCAAAAUGUACCAACACCAAGUGGAAUCAACAGAAGGCUUGCUUUACUUAUUAGGCAUGUGAGGACGCAAGUAUUCAUGGGAAACUACAUGAUAAUGGUGUUCUCUCUGUCAGUAUUCAUGAUAAGUUGUCAAGUUAUAUGGAAAAUACAGAUCUAAUUGCACAAGCAUCCCGUUUAAUGGAGGAGGAGGAUGCUGUAGGUAUCGAUGGGGAAGCGACAGAAAAUUUGGAGCCAAAGCAAAUGGGUGAUUUGGUUAUGGAUGAAGAGGUAAAGGGGAUAUCGGAGCUGAAAUAGAAUUGCAUCUUUUCCAAAAGAAAGAAAACUAUUUCGGAAAUAUAUACUCGCAAUACAUCUGUGUGUAUCUGUUAGACUUCACUGUGAAUAAACACUAGGCUUGCGCAAGAAAGAAUCAUGCGGCACAAGGAUUUUGAAAGGACAUUGGCAUUCCAUGGUGAGUUAAGAAGUGCUGUGUGAUUAAUCUUCGCUUUCGCUGUCCCUCUCUUCAAAUAUUUCAUUUGAGAGAUUAUUUUUCAUCCUUAAUCUUAAAUUUCUUGGGCUUAUUUUGCUAUGAUUCACCAUUUUUGUUUUCGUGUACGCAGGGACAGAUUCAGAAUUUUACAUCAGCGGGGGACCCCAAAUUAGUAAACCUAACCCGUACGUUUAUAAUUUCUCAAUUAAUACAUAUUUUGCCGGUAAAAUAACAAAUUGAUGAAUAUAUUUGUUAUUUUAUCUUAUAAUUAGCAGCAAGGGAUGUGUUUGCAAAAAAAAAUGGUGUGAAAAUUUAACACUCGAAGAAAUAAAUCAGACAAAUGUCCUCACAAUGGAAAUCUAGGGUAAUUUGGUAUCACGAAUUUAUUGGGUAUAAUUGAAAUACGUAAGAAAAUUAAUCUAAUUUUACAAAAUCGAGUGGGGACGUGCCCCGCAAGCCCCCACCUUUAUCCGUCUCUGCGUGUAUGGUAGUAUUUUCUUUCCCUUCCUACUGUCUGUUGCUAUCCUUUUGGACACGCGCGAU